Messenger RNA from Bursaphelenchus xylophilus (pine wood nematode), 1457 nucleotides. The record is from the annotation of a GenBank genome assembly. NCBI's taxonomy places the organism in Eukaryota, Metazoa, Nematoda, Chromadorea, Rhabditida, Aphelenchoididae.
AUGGAGCAUAUUGGAGAUGGAAUUGGAUGGCAUUUGAGUAUAACACAAAAGGUAGGACCAUUUUGGCCGAGAAAACGAAUAUUUUACUGUUUGUUUGAGGUUUUUGGCUCCAGAAAUGUUCCAAGGCUCGAAUAUCAGUCUAUCGGAAAAAUAACGGCGGAUCGUCGCAUCCAAAUGUCUCGCCUCGCCGCUGUCGCGCACCAAAUCCCAAACCGCGGCUUGCAGUCGGAAAGCGAUGAUGGGCGAUUCCGAGGCGCGACGAUCCGCCGUUUUUUUCCCGACAGACCGAGACAUUAAAUUUUAACAAGAAAAUAUUACUUUAGGUGAUGAACAUGAAUAGUCGCUGGAAGUACCAGAGCCAACAGAAAUGGUCCGGUAUUCAACCCGAUUAUUACACUUCGAGGCUCAAUAAUGUAUUUUCAAGGCUCUCAGCCCUUGUUAUUGUCAUCUUUAGCGGGGUUUACGGUAAUAACCCACCAGCCAAAAAAGCAGUUUAUGAUUUUUCGGUUAUCAAGUUUCAAAUAUAAUAAAUUGCUAAAUUGAGCUCAAAAUAGAAUAAAUUGCUAAUUGAGCUUAACUGUUUUGAGCUCUUUUCGAGUAUUUUACAUCAAACUUGUGCUGUGUUAGACAUCAAAUAACAAGAAUAAGAGAAAGAGAUUUUUUAUGUAAUAGUUUUGUCCCUAAGCUUACUGUAAGUCAUCUCAUAGCAUAUCGAAGCGGUAUUGGAUUCAAAGCUGCGUUUUGUCAUCAAGAUUCAGAAAACGAGAGUAAUUAUCUACUACAAUGUCAUUAUUUUGGGAUUUUUAUGCCAAAAAGAGUGUCAUAAAGGGGUAAAAAGUCGUAAAAUCGAAAUUUCCGCAUGACUUUUGGCAAUUUAAAAUAAUAAAUACGUAAACAUGACGCAGUUUAUGGGAUUUUGAUGACAAAAAUCAGACUCUGAAUCUUAGGAACCUCAAAAACCCAAAAAAAGAACCCCCAAAAUCCCUCUGGACUUACCAGUCGACCCUACCCCAGGUCCAACCACCGGGACGGCAUCGGUGGUGGACGCUGGGGGCUUCGCUGACGCGGGCUGGGUGCUUGGCAUCGUAGGAUGGUUCGCGGGGUUAACCAGGAAAAAAUUCGACCGGUGAAUGAGAGAAAUCCAAACGAAAUUUCGGUGAAUUUCGAAUAUGCAAAUUUCUAAUUUGUUGGGAAAAUACGUGGGAAAAUUGACUUUUUUCGAAUUUUCAUUCAAAUUUCUUUCAUUUUUUUGGAAAGUUUCUUGCCACGUGUUGCGAUUUCGGAUGUAUUUUUAGAAUUUUGGAGGUAUCAGGACGAGUACGGGCAAAGAUUCAGGACUGGAUUACACGUUUUGGGUAAGGUUUUGACAAUUUUUUUUGAUUUCCUUAGCUUUUGAUGUAUUAUUUUUUGAUUUAUGUGGAAUUUUAGAUUGUUCUUUGCGUAAUCUGAUGCGCUAA